Molecule: messenger RNA, 2759 nt
Organism: Osmerus eperlanus (European smelt)
Lineage: Eukaryota; Metazoa; Chordata; Actinopteri; Osmeriformes; Osmeridae
Product: GTPase IMAP family member 8-like
Exons: 7
Coding region: 52-1302 (416 amino acids)
Biological process (GO): regulation of apoptotic process
Molecular function (GO): GTP binding
Source: RefSeq, a predicted model, not a curated record
ACCCUGCCUGCUCUCCAUUCUCUCCAGGAAUGAAGAGAAGGAUUAUCAACUAUGACUUCAGAGCUGAGGAUUGUGCUGCUGGGGGGGAGAUAUGCAGGGAAGAGUUCAUCAGGAAACACCAUCCUGGGCAGAGAGGAGUUUGACCUGAGGACAGCUGCUCAGUGUGUGAAGAGACAGGGAGAAGUAGCAGGGAGGCAGGUCACUGUGGUCGACACUCCAGGAUGGUGGAGGGAUCUUCCUGUAGAGAGUACUACUGAGCUGGUUAAACAGGAGAUAGUACACAGUGUGUCUCUGUGUCCUCCAGGACCCCACACUCUCCUCCUGGUCAUAUGGCUGGAUGUAUCAUUCCUAGAGGAAGAGAGAAGAUCAAUAGAGGGACACCUGCAGCUUCUCAGUGAGAGAGUCUGGAGUCACACUAUAGUUCUGUUCACUUGUGGGGACCGUCUGGGAGACGCAACCAUUGAGCAGCACAUUGAGAGAGAAGGGAAGGCCCUCCAGUGGCUUGUUGAGAAAUGUGGGAACAGGUAUCAUGUCCUCAACAAUAAGAACAGGGGUGAUGACACUCAGGUCACUGAGCUGCUGGACAAGAUGGAGGAGAUGGUGGCAGGAAACAGAGGAAAUGAUUUUUACCAGACGUCACAACUGUCUAUGACAAGAGCCAGGAGCUGCCCUUUCUUCCCUCCAAAUAUGAGUGGAGACAGCAGAGCUGAGAGAGACGAUGGUUCUGGUUGGAUAUCUGAGACUGGAUCUGAAGCUGGGUCAUUGUGGAGCCUUGAGAAGAGGAGAGAUGGUAGAUCUGAUCUCCUGUCUCUGGGGAGCUCUGGCUACGGCUCCCAGACCUCCAUACUUUCUCACCACAGUUCAGAGAGUAACCCACACAGAUCUCCACACAGCAGAUUAAACCCUGAACCUGCACACAGCAGGGAACCACAAGGACCGGCGUCACCACUGCCUGUGAAAAGAGCUGGGAGCUACAACUUCCUUCCUCCAAACAUGAGUGGAGACAGCAGAGCUGAGAGAGACGAUGAUUCUGAAGCUGGAUCACCGCUGAGCCUUGAGGAGAGGAGAGAUGGUAGAUCUGAUCUCCUGUCUCUGGGGAGCUCUGGCUACGGCUCCCUGGGGUCCAGACUUUCUCACCACAGCUCAGGGAGGACUGAGCACGCUCAGAAGGGGUCUGCAGAGGAGCAGCUGCACUCUGCAAGACUGGAGUUUGUGGAGCGAGUGACGAUGCCUGUCCUGGAUGAUCUGCUGGAUGGACUUCUGCAGGAGAGGGUGAUCAACGAUGCUAUUAGUAACAUAUAAUGUUACUAAUAUAGUUUAGUAUUUACCGAUUGAUGAAGUUACUGGAAUGUCAUGUGUUCGAUGCGCGCAUACCUCUUAUGCCUGAAUUAAUAUAAAUCAAUAUUCAUAAUAUUUUUAACAUGGUUUUCCAAUUGAGUUUUUUUUUCAAAUCCUCUCAAUCCUCUUAAACGUCUUCAACUUUCAAAUCCUUCUUCUUCCUAAAUCCUUCAGCUACAGCCACCAUUUAAACUUUAAAAUGUUGACAAAACCCUAAACUAUUUUUUUAUUCCGCUUUUUGAUAUCUAUUCAACUUGUUUUAAUAUCACUGAUUAUGUUUCAUGAGUUUUUCAAACUGUUUCUGAGAUUUACAUGGGUGUGUAUGUGAGAGCCUAGAGUGCUGACUGAAACGCUUAGAGUGGAGGGGAGCUUCGAAAUCAGUUCCAAAAAGUAUUUCUAGUUUGCCAUCAUUGCCACAAUUUUCACUCUUCAUGCUUCAUUUUUGGAUCAAUAGAUAGCUAAUUUUGUGCUGGUCGUAGACAGUUGUCUGUGGAAUCCAACAGACGUACACAUUUGUUCAGAGCCCCACGAAAGCGAGACAAAGUCCAACCCUCGCCCCAUAGAGACCAAUGCAAAUCUGGUGACACAUUUCUCAGAGAAAGCAGAAGUUAGACGUUUUUGAAACUGCAGGUAGAGUCGUAUUUCUGACCGCAGACAUAUAAAGGAUAUCUCUGGUCUUGGGUCUCGGAAAAUAUCCUUAUUUUUUGGAUUGGACGUAUAGUUUUGCGUCUAGGUUAACUUGUUAACUAUUCUCUCGCCCUCAGCGCGUUAGCAAUCAUAGCAAUCGUGUCUGUGUGGCGUGUCUGUGUGGUUGCUAACCACACAGACACUCAGUCUCUUACACAGGUGAUUGGUAUUAGCUGAUUAGUGGAGUCACAAGACAGAGCUAUUCAGUCAACUCGUCUCAUUAAAAGACUAAGAGCACUAUAAUUUCAGCUACUAAAACGAAUAUACUACUUCUAUUACUUCUACAGUUUAACAGUUCAGCUUUCAGCUUCUCCCGCAUUGUAUUUCAGCUCUUAGCAUUGUUAGAUGAUGCAGUUCAGUUUCCACACUGCCUCUUUUGUGUGACUCACACAUUUUUGAAAUUCAUUUCAGCUUGCGGGUAUUUUCUCAUUUCUGUAUUUUCAGCAAUUUAAAAAAAAUAAUUUCAUCUUUCAACAUUCCAACGUAUUUUCUGCAGGAAAUGCCUUUCUAUUUUAAAGUAAAUUUGUUUGGCUGCAGAGGGAAUUCUUUUUUUUUGUUUUUUUUAAUCAAUUUUGUUUAUUAUUGGAAAAACACAUUUCAUGCUAUGAAGGCUAUACUUAUUUUAUUUAUGUAAAUCUAUUGUUUAAGAGUUUAUACUUUAUACUGUUUACAUACACAUUGUUAUAUUUGUAAUAAUUUACAUCCUGCUGAGAUCAGCAAAUGUUUAAAUAAAA